AAGCCAAGUGAUACAAUUCACUGAGCAAAAGGAGGAGACACUUGGCAGCUUGGCACCAGUCCCAAUGAAGCCAACAGCCUUCUCUGCUUUCUCCUUCUGGCUGGCUCUCCUUUUGGCUGGCUUCCUUGGCAUACACAUUGCCGGCAGUUUUGUGAGAAGUCAGAAGAACCACACGCUAAUUUUCACCAAGGAAAACACAAUUCGCAACUGCAGCUGCUCGGCGGAUAUCCGUGACUGCGAUUACUGCCUGGCAAACUUGAUGUGCAAUUGCAAAACGGUGCUGCCUUCUACCAUGGAAAAAACUACCUACAACAGCCACCUGACCAUUUGGUUCACAGACACCUCCGUGCUGGAGAUGCUCCUCAACUUCACAAGGGCAUGGGAUUUGAAGCUUGCCUUCUGUGGCACCUCUUCUCUCCCAACAGAAUACUUGGCCAUUUGGGGACUUCGAAAGCUCCAGGUAAACAAGGUCAAGGGACGAUUUCCAGAGCAGAGUGUAACCAUCUACAGUAGCAGCAGCAACAAAAAAGAAGACUCACUUGCGGUGCAGAACAAAGACAGGCAAAUGCUUGUAUAUAUUUCCUUUCUGGAUACCUCGCUUUUCAACGGAUAUUCUUUGCUGAAGUCAUACAGCGUAGAAAACGUCUCUAGUAUCACCAAGUACUUCCCCAGCCUGCUGUACUCUGAUGUUUUCUCCACCUCAGAUAACAAGAGCUAUGUUGUAACAUUCAUUUACUGA
Messenger RNA from Tauraco erythrolophus (red-crested turaco), 739 nucleotides. RefSeq names its product exosomal polycystin 1 interacting protein (gene EPCIP). The record is from RefSeq and is a predicted model, not a curated record. NCBI's taxonomy places the organism in Eukaryota, Metazoa, Chordata, Aves, Musophagiformes, Musophagidae.